Messenger RNA from Musa acuminata AAA Group (dessert banana), 834 nucleotides. Its product is annotated as protein DOG1-like 3. The coding region runs from base 1 to 786 and encodes 261 amino acids. Gene Ontology annotation, molecular function: sequence-specific DNA binding. The record is from RefSeq and is a predicted model, not a curated record. The transcript has a single exon. Lineage: Eukaryota; Viridiplantae; Streptophyta; Magnoliopsida; Zingiberales; Musaceae. Gene Ontology annotation, biological process: DNA-templated transcription.
AUGGAGGGUCGAUUCUUGGCUUGUUACGAGGAGUGGCUCGGAAUCCAGGAAGCCGACCUGGACGAGCUCCUCCAAGCCAUCUCGACCCAGCACGGCAACAGGGAACGGAACGAGGCCGAACUCGGGGAGCUGGUGGAGAGGUGCAUGAGGCACUACGAGGAGUACCACGACCGGCGGCGUGGCCUGGUGCGGGACGACGGCCCCACGUUCUUAUGUCCGCCCUGGUGCAACUCCUUCGAGAACUCCAUGCUCUGGGCCGGCGGCUGCCGUCCCUCCAUGUUCAUUCGCCUCAUCUACUCCCUCAGCUCCUCCGGCCUCGAGGCCCACCUCGAUGCCCCCGCCGGCCGCGCCGUCAGCUCCCACGGCGAAGGGCUGGUGGGGCUGUCCUCGUCGCAGCUGGCCCGCGUCAACGAGAUCCACCGAUCGACGCUUCAGGAGGAGGACAAGAUCACGUCCCAGAUGGCCACGCUGCAGGAGAACGUGGCCGACGGGCCGCUGCUCCCCAUAGUCAAGAAGCGGCAGAUGUGGCAGUGGAGCGGCACCUCCCGCGUCGAGAAUGGCGGCGGGGACGCGGAGGUGGAGGCGGCGAUGGAGGAGUACACGGAGUCAAUGGAGCGGCUGGUGCAGGAAGCGGACCGACUGAGGGUGGAGACGGCGAGGACGCUGGUGUUGGAGAUCCUGACGUCAAAGCAGGCGGUGGAGCUGCUGGUGGCGGCGAAGCAGCUCCAACUCUCGGUCCACGAGUGCGGCCACCAGCGCGACCAGAGGAAUGGCCGCGGCAGAUGAUAUGUUAGUAAUUAAAAGAAAGCGUGUCUAAGAUAUCAUAACGACUGU